GUGCCGGAGUUCAUAUUGUGCUUCUGAAACCAAACCCACAUCAAAGCUGACAUCAUUGCUUCAGCUCAUGAAGGUGCCUAUACGUGCAGCAACUGAAAACACAAAAUAUCUGCUUGAGGAUUUUAUUUUGACGAAGAAACCAACACAAAGGUUUGCCUUGGAUUGUCGUCUUUUAUGGUAAGUUCAUAUUUAAUACUUCAUUUUUGUCUUUGAAGCAAAUAUUUUAACUCCGUUGUGUAAAUUUCUACUCAAUCUAUUCGACAGGAAACCACCUGCAGCAGAUGAGAGUUACUUCAAGCUCUCUCUCUUUUUAUUUUGAGAGAAUAGAUUAACUUGAAAACAAUAUCCUAAUUUAAAUUUCGCCUUGUCUAACUGUAAAAAUGGACGGUUUUGCUGAUCUCCUCACAGAUGCUUUCGCAGAGUCUUCUGUUCCAUCUUUUACCGAUGGAGAUUUGGAUUUCGAGAGUCUGGGUUUUGAGGAGAAGGGUGAGGAAGACAAAGCAAAGGAUUCAACAACAAAGACAGACGAGGCUCUGCUUCAGGAAGUAACAGAUGAGGGUGAAGCUCUGCUGGGCAAGGCGACCACAGACGCUCUGCUCUCGGCUGAAGACGAAGAGUCGACGGGGGAUGAAGACGACGAGGAGGAGUUUGAGAGAGAAGAGUCGGAGGAGAGUUACAAAAGCUCUGAGGAGGAAAGGUCCUCCUUUGGAGAAGACGUGGAGAAUGAAAGAGCAGCAGGGGUUUCACUGAUGUCAGUCUGCUGUGGUGACGACCCCUGCGACGCCCAAAUCGAGGACGGGAUAUUUGCUGAGGGACAACCAGUGCCCUCAGAUAGUCCUAAAGAUAGUAACAAGGUGCAAGGUGAAGAUGAGAGUGACGAGAAGGCGUCCUGUAUCAGAGGAAUCCCUGAAUGUGGAGAUGAAACGGUAAUGAUGGAAGAGGCUGAAGGGAGCAAAGGAGAAGAUUUGUCUGAUUCUGACCAUGAAGACAUGACAGCUGAACAAGAAGAAAUCGUCCCCACCCAAGAGACCGAAAACCCUUACAAGAUCAGUCCCAUGGUGGAAGAUGGUUUGGAGUUUCCGUGCUUAUCUUUGCAGCACCUGCAGGAUCUCGUCACUGAAGUUGACGGUGAGGAACAGGUCCUAAAAAUGACAGACUUCACCGGAGAUGAGCACCAAGAGGCAGGCGAAACUAUCGCAGAUUAUCCAUCCGACUUUUCCUCCGGCGAGUUCACGAGAGCCGAGCUGAACGCCUCGCCUCUUCUUCCCGAGCAGGAGCCCGGAGCUGUGACAGAAACGACGUGGAUCAGCRGCAUCGAGGAGCCCGGAUACGAGAAGGAUGACGGCUUUCUGUACAGCACGGACCUGGAGAUGAAUGCUGACCAGAUCACAAGCCUGGGUGGAGCAGCUGGAGAAGAACGUGAGCACGAGUCGGCCGCGAUGGAUGAGAACAACUCCUACAGCUCCGACGACGACGAGGAGCUGCUGAGAAGAACCAAGAAUCAGCUCAUGAGUGUCCGAGACGUGGAGAACAACACGAAACUGGAGGAUGUUCAGCUUCGUGAGUUUUCCAGGUGGAGCAGCUUUGAUGAUACCAUAAAGGACAGAGAAGAUCCAGCAGAUUUCAUCAGGUCAUGUUUUGACACAGUCAACACCAACACCCACCUGUCUGAGCACCUGUUAACCACAGAGGACACGGACGAGACAGAGGACUCCUCGUCAGAUGAGAAUCAGCGUCCUGCUGAAGACAAGUACUGCUACUCUGUGGCGCAAAAAGUGACGACGAGUCCUUCGAAUCAGGGAUCCAUAGACGACAGCUUCUUCUUCCACACAGAUUCCUCUGAGGUCACCGAGCAGCUGGUCGAUGACGAAGAGGAAGAGAAAAGAAAUGCAGAACAGAUGCAGGAGAGAAUUGAGGCUUUCAAGAGGUUUUACGACAACGAGGACGGRAGAGAGGAAAGACAGGUAAAAGUUCAGUUCUGUGAGGACUUGUUGUCUCAAGUCAAUUACUACGACACUGACAGGUUGGUAAAAAUCACAUCAGCUAAAACUUUUUGUUUGAGGAAUCAAACCAGACAAAAUCGGCUGAUGGUUUUGUCUUCUCUCAGCAGUGACAGAGAUUCAUCCAGCAGCUCCACAGACACUGAGGAGGACCUGAGCUCUGAUGAGCUGAGAGAACCUGAAGACCUGCUGAGGAAGCAUGACGACCUGCUGAGGGAGCCUGAAGACCUGCUGAGGAAGCAUGACGACCUGCUGAGGGAGCCUGAAGACCUGCUGAGGAAGCAUGACGACCUGCUGAGGGAGCCUGAAGACCCUCUGAGGGAACCUGAAGACAUGGCAGAACCUGAAGACCCUCUGAGGGAGUUUGAAGACAUGGCAGAACCUGAAGACCCUCUGAGGGAGUUUGAAGACACCCCAGAAACAACCCCCGUGUGUGAUCCCCCAAACCCCGAGCAGCCACAGAGGAUGUCAGAAGUUAGAGACAUACAAAGCUGCACAAAAACUCGCAAGGGUGUCAGGAAGCUGAAGCUGAUGUUUCAUUUGGGUGUUGUGACAAUGACGGGACUCCUGAUGUUCUGGCUGAUCACAGACCAACCCGACUGGCUGAAGGAUGUUUUCUUUGUUUAAGGCUGUGUGUAUUUUGAUCUUUUUUUCAAUGAAAACAAAAACAUAAAAUAAAGUACUGU
Austrofundulus limnaeus is the source of this 2686-nucleotide messenger RNA. RefSeq lists its product as uncharacterized. Bases 381 to 2627 code for a protein of 748 amino acids. Lineage: Eukaryota; Metazoa; Chordata; Actinopteri; Cyprinodontiformes; Rivulidae. The transcript has 6 exons. The record is from RefSeq and is a predicted model, not a curated record.